AUGGCAGUGCUGCGGCUCCCCAGGGCGACCCUCUCGAGGGCGGUCCCCACGGGGACACUAGGGAACUUGACGGCGCUCCACACGCUCAGCCUCCAUCUCAAUGGGCUCUCCGGCGCGCUCCCGGUCGACCUCGCCUCCGCCGUCGCGCUUCGAAACAUCUUCCUCAACGGGAACAGGCUGUCGGGCGGGUUCCUGCGGGCAAUUCUCGCGCUCCCGAGGCUCGUCAGGCUCUCACUCGGCGGGAACGACCUGUCGGGGCCCAUCCCGAUGGAGCUCGGCAACCUCACGCACCUCGGUGUCCUGCUCCUUGAGAAUAAUCACUUUCCCGGCGAGAUUUCAGAUGUGAAGCUACCGCCGCUGUAG
Miscanthus lutarioriparius is the source of this 363-nucleotide messenger RNA. The record is from the annotation of a GenBank genome assembly. NCBI's taxonomy places the organism in Eukaryota, Viridiplantae, Streptophyta, Magnoliopsida, Poales, Poaceae.